GGGAAAUCUGCCAUUUGCAUUUCAUUUCCCGUUACAAAAAACAAACUCCGACACAUUCUGUAAACGAAGAUGAUAAUGAAUCUAGGAUUUAAAAAAAGUAUCUCUUCUUAACAGUUCUCAAAUGUAAGAUUAUAAAAAUGGCGGAUCCCAAAUCUGCCACACCCAGAAGAAGGCCAUGCAUACCACACUCGCAGCUACUGCUACUGGUCGCAGCUCUUUACUCCGCAGUUCACACCCACCUCUCCCAAAAGAAAAUAUUAGAUAAAGCAAAAACAAACAAACGUUCUUCCCUUCCUUUCAUUGCCCUCUUUAAUUCUCCCAACCGCCACCAAUCAGUCUCCCCCAAUUCCCCCAUCUUCUCCACAGUUUCUCAACCUGAACCAUCCAUCCAUCUCCAUUUCCCCCUUUCCCUUCCCUCCAAUUUGCUCCAGCAAUGGUUCCCCAUCUCCUUCUCUUCCUUCUCCUCAUCUCCACUUCUUCCCUCUCGGGAAUUGAAUCAGCAGCAGCUACUCUCAAGCUCACCAACCGCUGCCGGCAACCCAUCUGGCCGGAAAUCCUCCCCGGCGCCAGCUCCCCUCUCCCGUCGGGGAAAUCCAGGACGAUCCCCAUCCCAAAGGGUUGGUCCGGCCGCAUUUGGGGUCGGACCCUCUGCGAGACAUCCGCCGCAGAUUGCGGCAGCGCCGGGAAGGCGGAGCUCAGCCUCGACGGCGCCAACGCGCCGGCCACUUCAGUGGAGCUCGCUCUCGACGGCGCCGGCGGUCUGGAGUAUUCUUACGGCGUGAGCUCGGUCGACGGGAGCGACGUCCCCGUGGCGGUGUUGCCGAAUAAAGUAGGUCCGACCCGCGGGGGUUGCGGGCGCGCGGUUGGCCCGAACCCGACGGCGGCGCGUGAGGAGGGGGAUGUCGCGUGUAAUGACACCGGCAGCAUUGCUACUACCCAUACCGACCAUGUCGUCGUAUUCUGCCCCAAGCCGUAUUCCAGCGGGGAAGUUGUGGGAAGGAGGAGAGGCAGGAGGGUACCAUUGUCACUGGUUAACAAGACGACAACGACAACAGCCUGGCCAAGCAGGCAUCCGAAUGGUGCUGCUCUCUCUUCAGCUGCUGACAUCAACUUGGAUUUCACCGAAGCAGCCACCACAUCGAGCCCAGCUGAUCAUCAAGAGUCAAACGGGAGAGGUGAUGAGAUGAUGACGCCGAAGAUGGUAAUGGAGCCGGUGAAGGUGGUGGAGAUGAGAAUGAUGCUGAAUGACCAGAGGAGGAGGCUCAACAGCUUCCAGAUGUGUGCAUUGUGCACUUGCUGUGGCGGCGGAAGUGGUGGUUCCAAACAUUACUGCCUGCUCUCUCCAUGCUGCUAUGCAAUCAACUGCAACAUUCCAAACAAGCCCUUUGGUUUCUGCUCUUUCACUCCCAGGGCCUGCAAUUGCUUUGGAUGCCAUGUCUAGCUAGCUUAGCAAAGCUUGCCCUCUUUCAUUUUUGUUUUAUCUUAUAUUUUAGGUCAUUAUUAUAGUGGUAUUAUAAUGUGGAGGGAUGGAUUAAGGAAGAAUAUCUGUUGUUUGAUUAGAUUUUGAUUUGUUUGGAGUAUUAAUCAAAUAAUAAUUGCCUGUUUCU
Linum tenue is the source of this 1607-nucleotide messenger RNA. The record is from the annotation of a GenBank genome assembly. NCBI's taxonomy places the organism in Eukaryota, Viridiplantae, Streptophyta, Magnoliopsida, Malpighiales, Linaceae.